CUUUUCUUCAGAACUCACCACCACCACCACACCCCACCAGAACGAACUUUGAACUGAUCAAAGAAAUAAGGAGAUCAUGAAACAAUGACAACAACAACAACAACAUCAACAACCACCCUCUCCCUCUUCACCCGCCGCGUCUACCACCUCCCCCCACCCCCACUCCCCAAAACCAAACACUCCAACCGCGCCAGCUUCCUCGACUUCGCCCGCCGCCACGACCUCGACCGCUCCUCCACCGUCUUUGUCGGCAACCUCUACGAAUACACCGUCCAGGCCGAUCUGCGCCACGCCGCCGCGCUGUGUCUGCACCGCACCGGCGGCCGCAGCGACCACGGCAUCGACCACCUCGGCACCUGGCACCUCCCGGGCCACGAGACCCCGUUGCAUGUGGCGGUGCAGUGUAAAGCGCACCGACGCCGCGUGGGGCCUGCGUGUAUCCGGGAGUUGGAGGGCGUGCUUGCGCGGCGGAUGCCACAUACCUGGCGGCUUGCCGCCCACAACCCUCCGCGCGUCGGGAUGUUGGUGAAUUACCGCGAGGCGACGGCAGGCGUGCGCACCGCGCUGCAGCGGAGUAGUCUGCCCCUCGUCUAUCUGAUGGUGGAUCUACGGGGGACGCUGCGGCAGGCGCUGUGGAAUGAGGCGGUUGAGGCGCUGGGGGUGGCGCCGUUGGGGGUGGAGGUUGUGCAUGGGUUGAAAGAAGGAGAAGCAGAAGCAGAAGCAGAAGCACCCGUAAAUUUGCCAGGCAAACCGGAAGCGAAUGGGGAGACAGAACUACGGAAACAAUUGGCGUGGUGGGAGGAGGAGGGAGAGGUCAUACCUAGCGGUGGGCUACCCGAGUUGCAUUCGGGCACGCACAACAGCCAGACACCGCCGAUACGCUUGACCUGGGAUGGGCAGGAGUUGCCCGGGAUGGACGAGGUGGAGGCGUUGAUGCUGCGGCAGGAGGAGAAAUGGUGGCGGCUGUGGAAUCUGUGGCCGGAGGAUCAAGAAACGAAAUACGAGGCGCUCUCCGUGAUCCAGAGCCGAUUCCCAGAGGAGAAGCCGCUGCUCUGGGCGACGGGCGGGGUGCCCAGUUUGCUGUCGGAGAAGGAUCGCGCGGGUUUGGUGCGCGAGUUGGAAGCUAUGGGGUUGAGUAGGGGCGUUGCAGAGGAGCAGUCACAGUCACAGUCACAAGCCCCAAGUCCUACGUGAGAGAAUACCAGUAUAGAAGCCAACAAACACGCAUCAAAACUGGAUUCAAAGGGGGUAUAAUUAUAUAGAUACAGUCAAGGAAACGCCACCAACCCAACGACUCCAUAA
Messenger RNA from Aspergillus saccharolyticus JOP 1030-1, 1302 nucleotides. RefSeq lists its product as uncharacterized. The record is from RefSeq and is a predicted model, not a curated record. The transcript has a single exon. Bases 85 to 1194 code for a protein of 369 amino acids. Gene Ontology annotation, cellular component: mitochondrion. Lineage: Eukaryota; Fungi; Ascomycota; Eurotiomycetes; Eurotiales; Aspergillaceae.